UUCUUCCAGCAGAGGAAAAGACCGUGAUGACGACGAAAAGUCUUGCCUCAGUUUCCUCCGGUAUUGGCAACAACUACGUAUACUAAUUCGAUGGUCAUAAAAUAAAUCUAUCCGUGUCACCGAGAUUUCGAAAGUUAAGCUAAAUUAUUUAUAUUUCUUGUGCAUUUCCUUCUUCCGAAAGGGAAAAUGGUUGUAACAGCGGUGGACUGGGCGAACAAGAAGAUUCAACUAUUGACACUUUUGCCACAACUCUGUCCUCUCUUCAUAUCGAACAACCUUACACAUUCUUCCUCCUCUCGUGGAGACGCACAUAACGUUGUCGUCUCCAGAGCUAAGCGUCUCCUGGGACUGGAGGAAGAAUGUCUUCGAGAUCUCUGUAUUUUGGCUAAUUGGCCGAACUCCAAGAAGGAUGACAAUAUCGUUGCUGGUGCUUCGGCUUCGGCUGGAGGAGACAGAAGGGUCGUCCCAUUCCCAACUGUUGACGAUGAAAGCGGACACGAGGAUCACAGAGGAAUGUGUCAAACUCACAAAAAACUGGAGGUUGUCCUCCAUCAUCGAGACAAAUUCCGGAGUCAAUUUCUUCGGAAACUCCUCGCAGCCUCGUUCACUGCUACGUCAGUUCCUCCAAGUCAUGUUGACGCUGAUCCUGACACGAUGUUAAUUCCUGACGUAUCUUCCUCGCCACCAGAAGUAGAGAAGAAGUCAGUAGUAAAAUUACUCAAGAUGGGAUUGAAGUCAAGAUAUUCGUCCCAUCUGAGGAAAGCACUGAGAGAAAGGGAUUUUCAGUCUACUGUAUGCAUUCUCAGCAUUAUCGCCACAUUUGAUGAUGAUGCGGCGAAGAACGAAGACCUUCCACAUUUGAAAUCGUUACCACCUAAUGAAGAAACUGAAGUCCAUGAUAUGAAAAUCGUCACUUUGUUAGAAGAGAAUGAGAUGAGUGGUAAACUUGGUAAUUUACGAACAUCUUCUAGUCAAGAUUCGCAUUUUGAAUCUGAACAUGAUAUCUCAUCAUUAUCUUCUUCGUCGUCGGCGUCGUCAUCGUCGUCUCAUUGGACUGACAGGAAGCCACGGUCCAAAACUGGGAUUAAACUUAAGGAUUUAACCCGAAUAUCACAACAUGACCAAGAUCUCAAAUAUUACAAAGAAGUGACGCACAGAGUCUUAACGUUGCUAAAAUCCCAUCCUGACAACAUGUUUAAAAUCUAUCAGAUAAUUGACAGUAUCCGACACAGUUCUAAAAAUGAAAACAAUGAAAUUCGUAUAAAAGAAAGUGCGCAACAGUUAACAUUAUUACGAGCAAAUAGGCUACAUAAAUUUCUAAACUACAUGAAACGACUCCAAAAUUUAUUUUCACAUCGAGUAAGUCAUUUUGAAACUGAACCAGUUUAUACUAAAAGUGAGGAGGAGGAGAAUAAGCAAGAAAACUUGAACCAUCUACACGGAAGUGCUUUAUCAAAAAGAAUUAACGAGCUGGAAAACACGUUGUCAGCAACAAAAUCAAAAUGGAAAGUUGUUUUUGAAGAAAGGGAAAGUGAAAUUGUAAUAUUGCAAAAGCAAUUGCUAAACACUCGGGAUGAGAUGGACCACCAUUUACUAGAAACAGUAAAGCAGCUCGAAGUGGAGAAAAUUGUUAAUAUCAAGCACCACAAGCAACGAAUAAACAAUCUGAAUGAAAAUGUGGACAUGAGGGAAGAAAGAUUGGUCCAAGCCAUCACCACUUUAGAAGCUGGCUACAAAGGUCUUCGGUCGUAUCGAAAGAGCAAAGAGGCCGAGUUACGUCAGGUCAUUCAUGAGUAUGACGACACUAUAAUCAAACAUCGUCGACAACUUGAAGAGUUAUCGCAUUUUGCGAAUGCUAAUCGCGCAGAGAUGAAACGUUUGGAGGACGUUCAUUUAGGAAUGGUGGAUAGUUACGACGAGAUGAGAAACACCAAACGCCUCCGAGAACUGCUUCAAAACCUCCAAAUGGCAGAAUCUGUCCGGGAAAAUUGGGCAGCCAGGAGAAUUCAAACUGCUUGGAAGAAGUACAGGGCUCGAAAAUUGAGGAAACGAAAGUUGAAAAAGCCGAAAGGAAGAAAAAAGAAGACGCCUUUGCAAAAAUGAACUAUAUUAAAUGUACUUGCUCUAUCAUUAUAGAUUUGAAAAAUUAAUGUUCUUCAGACAGAAUUAGUCGUGUAAAAAUAUUAUUAAAAAAAUUGAAAUUCUUAGAGCAGAUGAUCAUAGGCCAAGCCAAAACCAGGCGAUAUUAACUAAUUCAAUAUUCACCAAUGUUUCAUUCCUACAGAACUAUUUGUAGGCUCUUCUGUACUUCUCAUGUUAAGUCGAGUUUUUGCCAGCAAUAAAUAUUUUAUUGGCAG
Molecule: messenger RNA, 2357 nt
Organism: Folsomia candida
Lineage: Eukaryota; Metazoa; Arthropoda; Collembola; Entomobryomorpha; Isotomidae
Exons: 5
Coding region: 187-2103 (638 amino acids)
Molecular function (GO): protein binding
Source: RefSeq, a predicted model, not a curated record